Messenger RNA from Aspergillus steynii IBT 23096, 674 nucleotides. Its product is annotated as U4/U6-U5 snRNP complex subunit LSM6. The record is from RefSeq and is a predicted model, not a curated record. The transcript is spliced from 3 exons. Gene Ontology annotation, molecular function: RNA binding. Gene Ontology annotation, biological process: maturation of SSU-rRNA; mRNA splicing, via spliceosome. Gene Ontology annotation, cellular component: U6 snRNP; P-body; sno(s)RNA-containing ribonucleoprotein complex. Bases 87 to 329 code for a protein of 80 amino acids. NCBI's taxonomy places the organism in Eukaryota, Fungi, Ascomycota, Eurotiomycetes, Eurotiales, Aspergillaceae.
CUGGUAAUUGAUCCGGUUCUGCUCAUGAUUCAUGACGCUCUGCUGCAAGUUCACCUUAUUGUGUCAAAUAUAAACAGCAGAAGAGCAUGGAAAACGGCACAUCGUCAGAGGGCCGAGACCCGUCAACUUUUCUGGGCGAAAUCAUUGGUGCUCCGGUUACAGUGAAGCUAAACUCCGGUGUGGUGUACAAAGGAGAACUUCAAUCAGUAGAUGGGUACAUGAACAUCGCUCUCGAGAAAUCAGAAGAAUAUGUGAAUGGCAAAUUAAGGCGCGUGUACGGCGAUGCCUUCGUUCGAGGAAAUAAUGUUCUUUACAUCUCGGCGCAUUAGCUCUGGCUAUAUCAGCGAAGUCUCUGGAGGACAUCUCAUUUCUCUAGUCGCAAGGUCCUAAGGGUGCAAAGGAGUUGAUUAGCGUUGAGCCUUGAUAAUGUGUUGUCAAGCAGCGCAUACAUGGCGAGGAGUUAUGGUUUUUGAGGUCAAUCAUAUUAAGGUUAUCGAAGAGGCUACAACCGUGCAAGAUGUCGCCCCCUGUUGAUUCGUUUUUUGGACAAAGGAGAUUGCAUCUCUAUGCUACCGUACCUACUUGUACCUGCUCGUACGGGGCUUACGUGCAUAUUUUCUUGGUAUGGUUAUGACCUUAUGACCUAUUCUAUAUUGUAAUGUAUUGUAUUGCGG